Messenger RNA from Bathycoccus prasinos, 2526 nucleotides. RefSeq lists its product as hypothetical. The record is from RefSeq and is a predicted model, not a curated record. The coding region runs from base 1 to 2526 and encodes 841 amino acids. Lineage: Eukaryota; Viridiplantae; Chlorophyta; Mamiellophyceae; Mamiellales; Bathycoccaceae. The transcript has a single exon.
AUGACCUUUGACGAGAACGACGGCGCUUUGACGAGCGCUGCGCCACCAAAAGUAGCCGCACUCUUGACGUUUACGAACGUGCACACGACCACGAGUACGAAUACGACCAACGCGUUCUCUAAACGCGGAGGAGAAGAAGACUUGAUCGAUGAUGAAAUCGAACGCGUUUUGAACGCGAGAGGGGUGAAACGGUCGAGCUUUUUUGAAAUCGAGAAAAAUGGUGCAGAAGAAAACAUCGAAGAAGACGUCGCACUCGGCGCGAUGAUGAAAACGCACGUCCGCGCGAUGAUUUCUCACGCCUUGCUCGUCUCCGAAGACGCGACGAUCGUGAUAUCUGGAGACGAUUUUGAGAUGACUUUAAAACAGUUCGCGCGCGCGAUAUCGUGGGCGAGCGAAAUCGUGUUCGAGAAAGAGUUAAGCCGGGUGCCGAAGAGCGCGUUUACGUUGAAAGCGACGUGCGCGGCAAUCGGGAUGAAGGAGAAGGCGACGUUGGUGGACGUGGUUGCGAUGCGAACGGUGGGAGGGUUAGGGGCGAGUUCUUCGGAAGAUGAGCGGAAGGGCGCGAAGUUGGAGCGGACGGAACUGGUGAAUAAGGAAGACGCGAGGGAUAUCGUGAAGUAUUUGCCGAGAGGCGACGACCGGGCGGUUGGUUUUUGUUUUUAUUUAAAAGUUGGCGAGAAUAGACCGGUUGGAAAGUUACGGUUGAUUGCGUUACCACCAGUCGCGCCGAAAGCGUCGGUGUUUGCCACGUCGACGAGCGAGGAGGUGCUGAAAAGACAGGCGUCGGUGUCGAGAAUUUCAGCCGUCGCGAGCGCGUUGAGAGAGUACGGAGGAAUGGACGCAAAGUCGCAACAGCAGCAACAACAGCAAAGUGACGUGUUGGCGAGACGUUGGCGCAAGAAUCCAGCGACGAGAUUGUUGCACGCGAUGCUCGUGGACGAUGCGGAUGAAGGCGAGAGUAGUGGUGGUAGUAAUAGCGGGAACUACGUCUUUCAGAAAUAUUUCCGAAGCGCGUGUAUCAUCAACGGGUCGACGCCGUUUGGAGGAACACAAAUCGCCAACAUGGCUGCGGCGACAGCCAUUUUACCGCCACCGCCACCGUCGGUGAAGAAAAUAGUACACAUCCAACAACAAAAUCACGAGAAACAGAGGUCGAAAAAGAUAUUAGAGUUGGAAACGCGAGGCAAGGUGGCGGUAAACGUGCCGCCGCCGCCGCCGCCGAUGAUGACGGCUCAAAAAGUUGAAACAGAACGUUUAGAAAACAAGUUGGGUGGGCGUAAUAAUUCUGUGCGUAUAGCGACGACAUCGACGCCGAACGCUUCACCGUUACCGUUUCAGUUUAACGAAGACAACGAGGAUGACAUGCCGCCGACGCCACAAAAUUUGAAUUUUCACACGCCUCAGAUGGCGUUUCACUCCGACGAACAAAGACAACAACAACAACAACAACAACAACAAAAUACACAACGAAAAAAGAGAACGCCGCUCGCGGACAUAUCGGUCACGAUACCUUCCCCGCCCGUAGUAAACGCAUCAAACGACAACGACUAUUACGCCGCCAUCAUUGGCGAGUUGAAAUUAAAUCUGGAACAAGAACGCAAACGUACCGUGGAGGCGGAAGAACGAGCGAUGAAAUCAUCUGAAGCCGAAUCGAUUUGGCUUUCGCGCAUGUCCGCGGCACGGCAUGAAGACGAUAAGCGACGCGACGAACUCGAGAUGUUGCGUCAAUUGCACGCCGAAAUGCAAGCGAGAGCGAAAGAUGCCGAGGAGAAGGCAAAUGUCAUCGAAGAGCGGUGUAAAGACUACCGAAAGUUAUCGGCGGAGUUGGAAGCCGAGUGUUCGCGUUUGCGAACCUCUGCGCAAAACGCGGAAUCUUUAGCGAAUGGGUUCGAGCAAGAGUUACAAGGUAAAACGAAAGCGUUGGAAGCGGAAGCUGCGGAACUCAAUCGCGUUAUCGAGAAGUUUACAUCUACGGAAGAGGAAUGCACAAAGGCGAGAGCGCUUUCGCGUCUGUUACAAACGCAAUUGGACCAAACGAAUCGAAAGUUUGACGACGUAUCUGCAAAGUUAGAAGACUCGGAAAAGAGGGAAGAUAUUCUGAAGCGAAAGUUAAAAACCGUGGAAGACGACCGCGACUCGUUUCGAGCGAAAGCCGAAGACGCGGAAACGGCUUUACAACCGACGAAACUCCUUGCACAGAAGCAACUUGAUGAGAUCAAAUCGCGCGAAGCUGACCGAGACGUUGCAUACGCUGCCGCCGAUUUCGCGAGACGCACUAACGCGAGCGUAUCCGCGCAACGCGAUAAACUGCUAGCUGAAAAUGCGUUGUUAAGAGAAAAGUUGGCCGUGACUGAAGCGGCCGCAAAAUCGGCGCUUUCCGGGAUUGAUUUCGCGAACGGCGCGAGUAUGGGUUUUGGUUCUACCGAGGAUAAAUCACAGCAGUCGAUGAACUCUGCGCAACUCAAUUACGAAUCGCCAAGUUGGUUGCACGAAUAUGCCGCGUUUUCAAGGGUCGGGACGGCGUAA